Molecule: messenger RNA, 753 nt
Organism: Phalaenopsis equestris
Lineage: Eukaryota; Viridiplantae; Streptophyta; Magnoliopsida; Asparagales; Orchidaceae
Product: protein YLS3-like
Exons: 3
Coding region: 62-625 (187 amino acids)
Source: RefSeq, a predicted model, not a curated record
CCCCAACGCAGAGGCAAAUCACGGCCAAACAGGUUAACAAGACGCCAACCUCUACUCCUCCAUGUCUCCGGCGAGCUUUGUUGCGGUGGCGCUGGUUCUACUCGCGGCGGCGCGCGCUCGCUGCGACUUCGCCAGCGACCAAACGGAGUGCACGGAGCAGCUGACGGCGCUGCUUCCGUGUUUGGCCUUCGUGGAGAACGAGGCGCGCUUUCCGACUCCGGAUUGCUGCGCGAACGCGAAGACGGUGGUGGUGAAGAGCUUCAAGUGCCUCUGCGUGCUCGUGAAGGACCGCAACGAGCCGGGACUCGGUUUCAAAAUCAACGUUACUCGCGCCGUUACCAUGCCCGGACUCUGUAACGUCGCCGCUAAUAUCUCCGAAUGCCCCAAGUUGCUUAAGCUUCCACCAGGCUCGCCAGCAGCGCAAGAGUUUGACCAGCUAGAGAAACAGAUUGAUCAAAGUACUAAAGCUAAGAAGAAUUCGAGCAAUAAUUUUGAUACGACAAGCAAUGUGACUGCUUCUAGCCCCAGUGGCAAUAACAAGACCGAGAGGAGCUUCAUUGGGGAGAUUGAUAUGGUCCUUCAAUUAGUAUUUCUUUCGACAGUAUUCAUCAUUUGGGGAAACUAAGUUAUAUCCCCAAUUAUGUUACUCCAAAUAAAAUGCAUUUAUGAUGAAAAUCAUUAUAAGUUUGUAUGUUUGGUUGUUCAAUUAGAUAGUAGCCAACAUCUUCCUUGUGAAAUUUGCAUCUACCAAUC